This is a messenger RNA of Epinephelus lanceolatus (giant grouper), 1635 nucleotides long. It is a transcript of the gene cox18, whose product is annotated as cytochrome c oxidase assembly factor COX18. Lineage: Eukaryota; Metazoa; Chordata; Actinopteri; Perciformes; Serranidae. Gene Ontology annotation, biological process: protein insertion into mitochondrial inner membrane from matrix; mitochondrial respiratory chain complex IV assembly. Gene Ontology annotation, molecular function: membrane insertase activity. Gene Ontology annotation, cellular component: mitochondrial inner membrane. The record is from RefSeq and is a predicted model, not a curated record.
AAUGUAAAAUACGUUUUUAUUUUUUAUAAAUGAUUCUUUUUUUUUUCUUUUUUUUUUACGUAAAGUUAUUUUUUGCUCUGUGCCGUCACAUUUACCCGACACGCGGUGAUAAACACCGUGACGUCAUAUGUGUGGGACGCCGUGCUGCCGGUGGAUGGAAGGAUGAAGGUGAAAGAAUAAAAAAUGAAAUCAGUUUAAAUGAUUUAGUCUGAACCACAGAUUAUUUACACAGCAGAGAGCCGGAUACAGGUCACCUGACGGCUGACGUCACACAGGAGGGGUCGCCAUGUUGAGUGUGGCGGGGUCGUUGAGGACCAGCGUCCUGCAGCUUCCUGUACGAGGAGUCUGUUCUGCAACAUUCAACAGGAAGUCAUCUGCACCUGGUCACACCUGUACUGCACCGCCGUCAGCUGGAUGUCCUGCAGUUUGCUGUCACAUGUUACCUGUCAGGACGCUGUCAGCUGUCAGGACGCUGUCAGCUGUCAGGACGCUGUCAGGUGUAGGGACGCUGUCAGGUGUUGGGACGCUGUCAGGUGUUGGGACGCUGUCAGGUGUUGGGACACUGUCAGGUGUUGGGACGCUGUCAGGUGUUGGGACGCUGUCAGGUGUUCGGAGGCUCUCAGGUGGAGGCCAUGAUGACAGUGCAGGUGCAGUCGGCUGGUACAGCAGCCUCUCUGACUCGGCUCCGGUUCACCUGAGCGAACACUUCCUGGUGAGCGUGCAGCAGAUGAGCGGGCUGCCGUGGUGGCUGAGCAUCGUCGUGGCGACGCUGUCGGUCAGGACGCUCAUCACUCUGCCGCUCGCCGCCUACCAGAUGGUGAUCAUAUCCAAGGUGGAGGCACUGCAGGCGGAGAUCUCAGAGCUGGCGAAGAGGCUUCGAUACGAAGUUUCAGUCCGAGCACGAGAAAGAGGCUGGACGGAGAAAGAGUGCCGGUUUCAGUUCAAGAAGAAUCUGCGUCGUAUCGUCUCUCAGCUCUACGUCAGAGACAACUGUCACCCGUUCAAAGCCAGUGUGCUGGUCUGGGUUCAGCUGCCUCUGUGGAUCAGCCUCUCUCUGGCCCUCAGAAACCUGAGUCUGGAUCAGUCCGCGCUGCACUCUGACCUGGCAGCAGGGGGCGCUCUGUGGUUCCCUGACCUCACCUCACCUGACUCCACCUGGAUCCUACCUGUCUGCCUCGGACUCAUCAACCUGCUCAUCGUAGAGGUGUUUUCUCUGCAGAGAGUCAACCCGUCUCGUUUACAGAAGACUGUGACGAACUUCAUCAGAGCGUUCUCAGUGUUAAUGAUUCCCAUCGCUGCCACUGUUCCUUCUUCCAUGGCUCUGUACUGGUUUACCUCCAGUCUGGUGGGAUUCAGUCACAACCUCUUCCUUCGUUCUGCUACGAUCCACAAAAUCCUCAAACUGCGAAGUCACAGAUCAGACUCUCCGUACAGAGACCUGCUUUCCGCCUUCAUCACCAAAUACUGCAGAUAAAGACACAGACGGAUCAGAGACAUAUUUAUAAGAUAAAUCAGUGACAGAACAUUUCAUUGAUAUUUAACUGCUGUUCAGCUGGUUGUGAUGUUGAGAUGUUGUAUUGAUCCAGUCAUUGAUUGAUCUGUUGAUUAAUAAACUGAAACUUGUGUUGAUAUGAG